Messenger RNA from Trichomycterus rosablanca, 4323 nucleotides. RefSeq names its product VPS8 subunit of CORVET complex (gene vps8). The transcript is spliced from 45 exons. Gene Ontology annotation, cellular component: late endosome; early endosome; HOPS complex. The record is from RefSeq and is a predicted model, not a curated record. The coding region runs from base 19 to 4275 and encodes 1418 amino acids. Gene Ontology annotation, biological process: endosomal vesicle fusion; protein targeting to vacuole. Gene Ontology annotation, molecular function: protein binding. Lineage: Eukaryota; Metazoa; Chordata; Actinopteri; Siluriformes; Trichomycteridae.
AUUAGUGUGUGUUUAACAAUGUCUGAAUCUCCGGAUACUCGCAGUUUGCUCUCUGCCUCUUCACAGCUCAAUUUAAUGGAGAUAGAUGCUAUUGACGACAAGGAGUUUGACAUCCCUCAAGUUGACACGCCUCCAACACUAGAGAGUAUUCUCAAUGAGCCCGAGGAUGAGGAUGAGCCCUUCGUCCUGGAGGACACAUGUCUUCUGAACACAGAAAACAUGGAUGUACAUUCCUGCGAGACGUCCUCACUCGCCAGUUCAGACAGCGGAGACCGUGCCCACCUGAAGAGGAGGAGGAAGCCAAUAGAGACCAAUACUACAGUGCACGGCUCAGUUCUGAGACACAGUGUGCUGAAGGGCAUCUCGGCUCAGAUUGUAUCUGCCGCUGACAAAGUAGAUGCUGGCCUGCCCACGGCAGUUACUGUGUCCAGCGUUAUUGCUGUGGGGACCUCACAUGGUCUGGCUCUGGUGUUUGAUCAGAACCAGGCCCUGAGACUGUGUCUGGGUUCCACUGCGACAGGGGCGGAAUACGGCGCCGUGUCGGCCCUCGGUAUUAACCACGACUGCACACGGCUGCUGUGCGGCUUUGCCAAAGGACAGAUUACGAUGUGGGAUUUGGCCAAUGGGAAGCUGCUGCGCACUAUCACAGAUGCCCACCCACCUGGGACAGCCAUUUUACAUGUCAAGUUCACAGAUCUGCCGACACUGGCUGUGUGUAACGACAGCGGGGGCUCUGUGUUUGAACUCUCAUUCAGGAGGGUGAUGGGAAUGAGGACGUGCGAGUCGAGGUGUUUGUUCAGUGGCAGCAAGGGGGAGGUUUGCUGUGUGGAGCCACUACAUACGGCACCGGAGCUUAAAGACCAUCCCAUUACACACCACUGCCUGCUGGCCAUGGCUUCACUUACCAAGAUUUUGGUGAUCGGAUUAAAGCCUUCACUGAAGGUUUGGAUGACGUUUCCAUACGGCAAGACAGACCCUGCCAGUGUGCCACAGCUAGCAUGGCAGUUUGUUGCUGCACAGAAAGCAGUGAAUCCCAUCUUGGCUUUCUGCAGAGGAGACACUGUCCACUUCUUACUGGUGAAGAAGGAUGAAUCAGGGACUGUUCAUGUGAUCAAACAGCGACAGCUCCAACUCGGCUAUGAUCUCAUCAGUCUGACAUGGCUGAACUCUCGCACUCUGGUGCUGAUGGACAGCACAGAGAAGCUGCACGUGGUGGAUCGACCCAGUCAGGAGGAGCUGGAGACCUUCGACCUGGCGGAGCUUCAGCUGGUCUACAACAGCAGCCACUUCAAAUCGCUCGCCACCGGGGGAAACGUCAGUCAGGCUCUCGCUUUGGUGGGGGAGAAGGCUUGUUACCAGUCUGUCUACAGCUAUGGAGGCCAAAUCAUCUACCUGGGAACUAAGUCCGUCCAUGUUAUGACCCUCAGGAACUGGAGAGAGCGUGUGGAUCAUUUCUUGAAGCAGGACAAGUUUGCAGAGGCUCUCUCUCUGGCCUGGUCCUUUCAUGAAGGCACGGCCAAAGCUGUACUGGGUUUACUCGGCGACCCUGCCAAGCGGAAGGGAGUGUUGGCCGACAAGAUUGUGGAAAUAUUGUUCCAGUAUGUCGAGCGUUCACUAAAGAAGUGUCCCGAACAGGGCAAGAUCCAGCUGCUGGAGCAACACUUCCAGGACAUGAUUCCUGUCGUGAUGGAUUACUGUCUGCUUCUGCAGAGGACGGACUUGCUAUUUAACCAGAUCUACUCACGUUUGGUGGAGAACUCUGUGGCCAAGAGCGUCUUUCUAGAGAGUCUGGAACCAUACAUUCUGAGUGAGAGGAUUGGCUGCUUGACCGCUCCAGUUAUGAGGGACCUGCUUAGCUACUUUCAGGAGAAUGGAAUGAUGGACAGUGUGGAGGCCUGUCUGGUACACAUGGACAUCACCAACCUGGAUAUCCAGCAGGUGGUGCAGAUGUGUUGGGAGAACCAGCUGUAUGAUGCCAUGAUGUAUGUUUUCAACACUGGCAUGAACGACUACAUUAGCCCUAUGGAGAAACUCUUCCAGGUGAUCGGCCCUCCUUUGCGUGAAGGCAAACCUCUCACAGAUGAACAAGUGGUCAUGGGAAAUAAGUUGCUUGUCUACAUUAGUUGCUGUUUAGCGGGACGGGCGUAUCCUUUAGGAGACAUUCCAGAAGACCUUGUGCCUCAAGUUAAAAAUCAGGUGUUUGAGUUCCUGAUUCGCCUGCAUUCAGUCGAGGCCACUUCUGUUGAGGAGGAGGUCUAUCCGUACAUCCGGACCCUGCUGCACUUUGACACUCGUGAGUUUCUCAACGUCCUGGCACUGACGUUUGAGGACUUCAAGAAUGACAAACAGGCUCUGGAGUACCAGCAAAGGAUUGUGGAUAUUUUACUAAAGGUGAUGGUGGAUAAUUCAGACUUCACCCCGUCUCAGGUGGGCUGUCUGUUCACCUUCCUCGCCCGCCAGCUGGCUAAACCGGACAACACCCUCUUCGUUAACAGGAAGCUCUUCGAUCAGGUUCUGGAGUUUCUGUGCAGCCCUGAUGAUGAUUCCAGACAUACAGAGAGGCAGCAGGUGCUGUUGGAGCUACUGCAGGUGGGAGGCAUGGUCCAGUUCGACGAGAGUCAACUCCUUGUCCUGGCAGAAAAAGCUGAGUUCUAUCAGAUCUGUGAGUUUCUGUACGAGCAGAAGCACCUGUAUGAUCAAAUCAUUUCCUGUUAUCUGAAAGACCCUCUAAGAAAGGAGGAGGUUUAUAACUACAUCCAUAACAUCCUGUCCAUGCCUGGCUACAGCCCAGAGGAGAAGCAGACCGCGUGGAACAAAUCCCUGGAGCACGUUAAGGAGCUGGUUAGCAUUAACCCAGCUAAGGCAGCUGAGCUGGUGUGUGGUCACUUUAUUAGUGAGGUGGAACCCAUCAUCACUGUACUUGAGGAUGAUUAUCUGAUCUUCCAGUUCCUGAACAACUUGCUGGAUCCGAGGGAUGGUCAGAAACCUGAAGCUGUGCUCAGUUUGGGUCCGGAGCUACAUGAGCAGCUGGUGGGUUUGAUGUGUCUCUUUAGUCCUCGCCAGGUCACACCGUUCCUCCAGACGUCCCAGAACUACCGAUUGGAAGAGACCGUCCAGAUAACCAAGCAGCAUGAGCUACACGAGGCCACCGCCUACCUGCUGGAGAAAAAAGGAGAUGUUCAAGGAGCUUUUCAGGUGUUACUCCAGACACUAAAGGCCAAGCUGCACACACUGGCCCAGGAGAGUUGUGAGACCACUGGGACGAGGUCUGAGGAAGAGGAGGAGGCAGCUGAAGAGCGGAGUUUAUUGGUCGGGGUGGAGGAAGCCCUGAGUGACAUCAUCGCGCUGUGUCACCGGAGUUCGCAUGGACUCAACCAGCCGCAGAGAGAGGCUCUCUGGUUUCCUCUCUUGGAGGCCAUGAUGUCUCCACAGAGGUUCCUCAAGGGCCCUGAUGCCAAACACACUUCUGAAGCAUUAAAGGAACUAACUAUGAAGGUGCUGAACAACAUGUCCAGCUUCAUCGCCCUGCCCGCUAUCAUCCAGCGCAUUUUACAGGACCCUGUAUAUGGUAAAGGGAAGUUAGCUGAGAUCCAGGGCCUCAUUCUUGGCAUGUUGGACACUUUUAACUACGAACAGACUCUGUUGGAGACCACCACCAACCUGUUGAACUCGGAUCUGCACUGGUCUCUGGCUCACCUGCGUAAAGCAGUCAGCCGGGGACUCCACCCACGACAAGACCACUGCAACAUCUGUCUGCAGCAGUACAAGAGAAGACAGGAGAACGAGGAGGAGAUCAUCAUCUUUAGCUGUGGUCACCUGUACCAUUGCCAGUGUCUGCAGCGGAAGGAACAGGGGGUUCUGGGUAAAGACCCAGGCACUACAGGCGACCGUGUUCACUCGUGGAGCUGUUACAAGUGCACGUCUAGUCAGGGAACUCGACCCGGAGACCGACUCAUUGCUGAGGGAGGCCGAGCCAGAUCCACCUCGCUUGCCCAGACCAAGGUGACGUCUGUCCAUCGAGGAAGCGCUGCUGAGGCUCAUGGGAGAAAGGAGCUGCAGGAGGUGACACUAGAUGCACAGCAGAUGCAGGCAUGGGACCAGCUGCGCUGCAUGUACAGAGGACCAUCCAGAUUGGCGAUCCUGACAGAAAUGACCAGCUCCCACAGCAGUGAAAAGGCAGGCUUGUUAAACCCCAUCCACCCAGGAACAGGAACUAUCUUUGAGAGCGAGAACCUCAGCCUCAAGCUUUCUCCCCCGCCAUUGAUGGAGGAAUAAAGACUCCGCCCACUGUUACACACCUGAAUAAAAGCACUAUUCUAUCAA